UGUCAUUAUUGUUAUUAGGCAUUUGAGAUGUUUAUAAGCAACACAUUUAGGCAUCAGCUACUCCUUUUCAGAUAAGUAUGUGUAAAUUGGUUCUAAAAGUUAAUGGUUUAAAAGGUUUCCUGAGAUUAGGGAACUUCUUUUUGUUAGUUAAUCUAAAAAAUUUUAGCAGUUUCCCAAGACACAUUCUUGGGACCUGGAUUCUCUUGGGCAUUUCUGACAUUGUUGAUGAGGUGCCUUAUUAACUAAAUGAGUACAGGCUUCCUUUUAAAUUGAAGCUGAUUACAUGAAGUAGGUUUUUGUUUUUUUCUAUUUAAAUUAAAUGGAAUUUACUGGAAGGGUUAUCAAAAUUGUUUGCAUCACAAGUAGGUAGUUUCAAUAACAGCAUAGGGGCACUCAGGAACAAAUUUCAAUUUGUUUUUUCUUUUUCUUUUUUUUGACUAAUUUGGUUAUUUGCCAUUUCUGGGGAUUAAACUUUAAAAAAUGUUCUUCUUUUCUGUAUCUGAUGUUCUGUGUGCUAUUAGUGAUGCAGCCAACACGAACGGUUGUCAUGUGUAACACAACUUUCGAUCACCGCGAAAACACCGUCCUGGGAAAGCGUCCAUGCUUGAUAUCGUUUGGUUCAUGAACAUUAAGUUUCCAGUACAGGUAAAAUCCCAGAGGAAUCCAAAGCCCUCUCUUUACUGACUCCUGCUCCAACCAUGACAAGUCUGAUGCCUGGUGCAGGCUUGCUUCCCAUACCAACCCCAAAUCCCUUGACUACACUGGGUGUUUCCCUUAGCAGUUUGGGAGCUAUACCAGCUGCAGCACUAGACCCCAAUAUUGCAACACUUGGAGAGAUACCACAGCCACCACUAAUGGGAAAUGUUGAUCCUUCCAAAAUUGAUGAAAUCAGGAGAACAGUCUAUGUGGGCAAUUUGAAUUCCCAGACUACGACAGCUGAUCAGCUUCUUGAAUUUUUUAAACAAGUUGGGGAAGUGAAGUUUGUACGGAUGGCAGGUGAUGAGACUCAGCCAACUCGGUUUGCUUUUGUGGAAUUUGCAGACCAAAAUUCUGUCCCAAGGGCCCUUGCUUUUAAUGGAGUUAUGUUUGGAGACAGGCCACUGAAAAUAAAUCACUCCAACAAUGCAAUAGUAAAACCCCCUGAGAUGACACCUCAGGCUGCAGCUAAGGAAUUAGAAGAAGUAAUGAAGCGAGUACGAGAGGCUCAGUCAUUUAUCUCAGCUGCUAUUGAACCAGAGUCUGGAAAGAGCAAUGAAAGAAAAGGCGGUCGAUCUCGUUCCCACACUCGUUCAAAAUCCAGGUCUAGCUCAAAAUCCCGUUCUAGAAGGAAAAGAUCACAAUCAAAACACAGGAGUAGAUCCCAUAAUAGAUCACGUUCAAGACAAAAAGAUAGACGUAGAUCUAAGAGUCCACAUAAAAAACGGUCUAGGUCUAGGGAGAGACGGAAGUCAAGGAGUCGUUCGCAUUCACGGGACAAGAGAAAAGACACCCGAGAAAAGAUCAAGGAAAAGGAAAGAGUGAAAGAAAAAGACAGAGAAAAGGAAAGGGAAAAAGAGAGAGACAGGGAAAAGGAACGUGAAAAAGAAAAGGAACGGGGAAAAAACAAGGAUAAAGACCGGGAUAAAGAACGAGAAAAAGACCGGGAUAAGGAUAAAGACAAGGAAAAGGACAGAGAAAGAGAGCGGGAAAAAGAGCAUGAAAAGGAGCGAGACAAAGAGAAGGAAAAAGAACAGGAUAAAGAAAAGGAACGAGAAAAAGACAGAUCCAAAGAGAUAGAUGAGAAAAGAAAGAAGGAUAAAAAGUCCAGGACACCUCCCAGAAGUUAUAAUGCAUCAAGAAGAUCUCGUAGUUCCAGCAGGGAAAGGCGUAGGAGGAGGAGCAGGAGUUCUUCCAGAUCCCCAAGAACAUCAAAAACCAUAAAAAGGAAAUCUUCUAGGUCUCCAUCUCCUAGAAGCAGAAAUAAGAAGGAUAAAAAGAGAGAAAAAGAGAGGGACCAUAUCAGUGAGAGAAGAGAGAGAGAACGUUCAACUUCUACAAGAAAGAAUUCUAAUGACAGAGAUGGGAAGGAAAAAUUGGAGAAGAACAGUACUUCACUUAAAGAGAAGGAGCACAAUAAAGAACCAGAAUCAAGUAUGGGCAAAGAAGCAGACGACAAGGAUGCACCUAGGACUGAGGAAAACAAAGUACAGCAAAAUGGGAAUUGUCAGCCAAAUGAAGAAAACCUCUCUACCAAAACAGAAGCGGUAUAGGACCAACAAAUGCACCUCUAAACACACGCUGGAAUAAAAUCCAAAGCUUUUAAUUCUCUUAACAAGAUGUUAAACAGUGAAGAAAUCCAGUUGAGCAUAAAUAUAUGAGCUAACAACUGUUCUAGUUGUUAGGUGACCUUGUGGCCAUCUUGUUACUGAGUAAGAAAAUAAAGCAUGGACAUCAUGAAAAUAACAGAUGUUACCCAAACUCAUCUUGUAAAAUCUGUGCAUUUCCAUGGUGGCUGACACACUUGUCAUGUGGUUCGUUAGUGUUUGCCAAGAACCAUUACAAAUAAAUGGGACAUUAAAGAUCCAAAUUUGUACUAUCCAUAAAGACUGGAGACAAGCAUUGGAGGCUCUUUUAAAAAGUUCUAGUUACUGAAUUUUGUAUUGUUUUACCUUUUUUUUUAAUUUCAAUAUAUACAAAUUGAUGAUGUGCUUGAAAUCGGUGCAAAUAUAUACCCACCCUUGUAAGUGCAGAAUACGUAAGAAGUGUUAACACUUACUUCACAGGAUUUAUAGUGAUUGUGUUAAAUUCUCACUAUUGCGUUUUCUUUUUCUCACUGUUUAGGACAGCAGUUUUUCUUUAAAAUAGUUUUACAGAUUAAAAUUGCUUAAAUAAGUGGAUUAAAAAACAACCUUCAAUGCAUGCUACUACUGUUCUCUUUCCACAGAAAGAAUGACUGUGUUGAAUACUAAUAAUAAUGUAUUAGUAUUCAGUGUUUAGAAUCAUUGGAUUUCCCCACAAAAUAAGCACUUCUUUUUUUAACUUUCUUGACAUUUCCAAGCUUAUGAAUAAUAUUGCAGUGUGUGUUGUCAGCGGUAGGUGGCAAAGGUGUCAUUAUAAAAAGAAAACUUGGGUUUUCAAAAUGGGCUAUGGGAGCACAAGCUGAAGCUUUAGUGCCUUCUACAAUGUGGUAUACUGUUUUCUAGAAUUUUAUAUGUGCUAGUCAUUCUCAAGUCAUAUGGAAUUGAGAUGGAUAUUCCAUUCACUCCCAUAGAGAAGUGUGUAAGUAAUAUAUCAGAAGAGCUUCUUAUUUAGUUCACCUAACAUGAGAGGGAAGUCCUGUUUUCAAGAAUGACUUUAGAGCUUUUAAAACAACAGUGCAGUUUUGGGACCAUCAGUUUUAUACUGUGAUAAUUGAAAAUGAAGCAUGUUCUUAAUUUACUUUAAGCAAACCCUUUAGUUGUCUACAUGGGAUGGCCUUAAUUAUUACCUCUCAAUCAUCUUCUCUAUAAAGAUGUUGUACAGAAAUUGUACUUAAGGGAGAACACAUGAGGUGGUUUUAUGUUUAAGGAUAUGUUUACUUGGAUUAAGAGACAGGUCAUCCAUCAUUCAUAGGUUCACUUUUUGAAAAAAGUAUGCAAGUAGUAAAAUGACAAUAUUGCUAAUAUUUCCCCCCCAUACUAUAACUCAUGGUUUCAAAACUCUUUUCAUUAUUGUUACGUUUCCAAAAAAGUUAUCUGUUAAUUAGCAUGUUACUGAAAAAUCAAGUAUAAUUAUUUUAAUACAAUCUAAUACAAUCAAAUUACUCAGUUGCCUUACCUCAUGGGAAGAGUUACUUAUAGAUUUAAAAAGCUGGGUAGCACAUCAGUUACUUGGUUUCAACCUGAGUUUUCUUUUAAUGUUAAUACUAUUGAAACUUAAGUAUUUGGUGGAGAAUGGAAAGAAUUGCCCUUAUUGCAAAUAAUGAAGCCUGAUUUGAUUAUGAAGCUGCUUAAUUACUCUUCAUGUGUCCAGAAUUACUGUGGUAUUUUUUCUUUUUGUCACUGUGUACAUUAAAAUUUUUGAAAAUGCUUUACUAUGUAAAGUAUAGAUGGUCAUUUUAAUCAUUCAACCACAUACGGUUGGCUGGUAAACAGCUUAUUCUGAUACAAGAAUGCUUGGUGAAUAUGGAAAGAUCGUGAAGGAGUACGUAUGUCUAGCAUCAACAGUUGUCUUAUUUAUGAUAUGUAAGUAGAAUAGAGCAAAUGUUUGAAUCUUUGUUAUUUUUAGUACCAUUUCUCUAAUAAAGCUAAGUAUUUUAGAGGAAAGUAUUUGUUUAUGCAUUUCAAAAUAGCAUCUUAAUUUUAUCCUGUUCUUUUUUAUAUUUCUAUAGAAGUUAUUUUCACAUGGAGUGCAUGUUUGUGUGGUGUCUGUAAAACAAUCAUUUAAAGUUUGAGGUGUUUUCUUGUACUCUGGACUCUAUUAAAUGUUUUUUAUGUUAUAAUUAAUAUAUUUAAUUUGGGUCCUGCUGUUAAUUAUUUUUCUUGCUGAUAUUUAAUCAGCUUUAAAAUAAUGAAAGAUAGUGAUUUGUAAAAGGUGGGCAUAAGUAGGAAUGCAAGAGGUCUGGAGAAAGUGAAAUCAUUUUCUUAAAUUAGGGCUUAUGGAAGCAAAACUUUCUAGGGUGUAUAGAUACUGGGGUGUGUGUGUGUGUGAGAGGGAGGGAGACUUUUUCUCUGUUCACUAUGAGAGCUAAUAUGUUUCCAUUUGUUAUUUUCUUUCAAGGUAUUUUGUUUUUUUCUUUAAGAUUAUUCUUGUUUAUCCCAGGUAGAUACUGUCAGAAAAACUUGAGGUAAGGCCAAGAAGACAGCCAUUUUAUACUUGAAACCUUAUGUAAUUAUCUUUUUUAGCUUGACCACACAGAGAAUACACUCUGUUCUUUAAAUUGUAAUUGCUCUUCAUUAUUCUGGACAAAUUCUGUUGGCCCUCUUGUUCUUGCUUUUCGGCAGUGAACACUAAAAUGAUAAUAUAAAAUGUCCUCCAUAAGGUAGCCAGUUUCAUGUGAGAAAACAAGUAUAAAUCUUUGUUUUCCAACUUCUGCAACCAUCUCCUUAGUUAUUUUCCAUCUGUUACAAUUGCAAAUACUAGUCAUCUUGUGAUUUCCUGUUUAGAAUUUUGUUUUUCAAGAGGUUCACUGUAUACCACCUUGAUCUUCAGAAGUGUCAGUGACUUAAAUUUUGACAUGCUCAAUAAAAAUUUUUAAAAAAACCCUUGACAUUUAGAAUCAGUAUUUUGUCAACAAAAUAGUAUCUUGUGAUAUUAGUCAAUCAGGAUCCCCACUCAUUCCUAUAUAUGUUACUAUCAUCUUAAAACUUAAAAAAAUUCAGAUUUUUCAACUGAAGAUAAUAUUCAAAUUUAAGGAUUAUAAUACAUAUACAGGCUUUUUAAAAUUUUAAAAAAUCUAUUAGAAA
Molecule: messenger RNA, 5423 nt
Organism: Pteronotus mesoamericanus
Lineage: Eukaryota; Metazoa; Chordata; Mammalia; Chiroptera; Mormoopidae
Gene: SREK1
Product: splicing regulatory glutamic acid and lysine rich protein 1
Exons: 11
Coding region: 699-2249 (516 amino acids)
Cellular component (GO): nucleoplasm
Molecular function (GO): RNA binding
Source: RefSeq, a predicted model, not a curated record